AUGAAUACACCAAAUAAGAUUAUGGUUUGGAACCAUAGAGGCGCGACUAGCAAAUCUUUUUAUAGAUAUUGCAAGCAGUAUGUGGACUUGUAUCAUCCGUCGAUGAUUGUAAUUCUAAAAACCAGAUGUGAUCCAAAUCUUUUGAAGAAUUCUUUUUCGAAGUUAGGUUUUGAUGAGAUUAUGGUGGUGGAUAAUAGAGGUUAUUCAGGUGGUAUUGUGGCAGCGUGGAACAAAAGCUCGCUGGAGGUUAAAUGUUGUACGAGAGAAGAUCAGCUUAUGCAUCUCCACAUUAUUGUCACCAAGGAGCAGGAAUUUUACUUUACAGUAGUUUAUGCUAAUCCUCAGGAGAAUAGAAAGAAGAUCAUGUGGGAGAAGUUGAAAGAAAUUUCUGCUAGCAUUCAAAAGCCGUGGCUCGUAGCAGGAGAUUUCAAUGACAUUGCUAGUAGUUCUGAAAAAAGAGGUGGAUUACAAGCUUCUCAAAGCAGAUGCACCAUUUUCCGCAAUAGAUUUCAGAAUUGUAAGAUUGAUGAUCUUGAAGCUAGAGGCCCAAACUUUACGUGGCGUGGACCAAUUUUUCAUGGAGGACAACAAAUUUAUGAAAAGUUGGAUCGUGCCUUAUGCAACGAUAGCUGGAGAUGGAGAUUUCUGGAUGCUUAUGUCAAAGUGCUAGCGCCUGUUGAGUUCUCGAAUCAUCAUCCUAUCCUCAUUGUCCCAACCAUGACAAUCAAUAAUAAAUUAGAAAAACCAUUCAGAUUUGAAAAUGCUUGGUUGAUAAAGGAUUCUUAUCAUGUCAUGAUCAAGCAAAUUUGGAAUAAUGAAGCCAACUUUCUUCAGAAUAUCAGAAGCACUAGAGAAGGAAUUAAAGAAUGGAAGUUUGAAACUUUUGAUGAGGUUAGAAGAAAUAAGGCAGUAGUUAUGAGAAGACUAGAAGGUAUCCAAAGGAAACUUCAACAACAUUAUAACUAUGGAGGUAUGAAAAGGUUGGAAGCUCAUUUACAAAAAGAAUUAAGCACUAUUUUGAAACAAGAAGAGUUAAUUUGGUUUCAAAGAGCCAAAACCAACUGGCUUAAGGAUGGAGAUCGGAACACGCGGUACUAUCACAUGAAAGCUAGUACAAGGAGGAAAAGAAACAAGAUUCAUAUGCUCAAAGAUAAAAAUGGGACAUGGGUGGAUGAAAAUGAUACAUUGCAGAAGAUGGUUACUCAGUAUUUUAAAUCUAUGUUUGAUAGCACGAAUAAAUGCUGCCAGUGGUUUCAGACAGAUGUAUCCUUCCCGAAGCUUAGUGCGAGAGUUUACGUAACUUGGAUGAAAGUCUUACAACAAAUGAAGUUAGAAGAGCUUUAUUUGCAAUGA
Molecule: messenger RNA, 1353 nt
Organism: Vicia villosa (hairy vetch)
Lineage: Eukaryota; Viridiplantae; Streptophyta; Magnoliopsida; Fabales; Fabaceae
Exons: 1
Coding region: 1-1353 (450 amino acids)
Molecular function (GO): catalytic activity
Source: RefSeq, a predicted model, not a curated record